Molecule: messenger RNA, 3773 nt
Organism: Strigops habroptila (Kakapo)
Lineage: Eukaryota; Metazoa; Chordata; Aves; Psittaciformes; Psittacidae
Gene: BBOF1
Product: basal body orientation factor 1
Exons: 8
Coding region: 2125-3156 (343 amino acids)
Source: RefSeq, a predicted model, not a curated record
GGCGGCCCAGGUGUCUGAGGAGAAGGGGGCCGAGGUGGGCGCGGCGCUAUGGGAGGUUCGGCCGGCGGCCACCGAAGCGUCCCGGGCCGAGUACGGUGAAGCUCCGCCGGCUGGCCAGGAGCAACGCGGAGCUGCUGUGACGGCGGCAGGACUAGGGAAGGGAAGCAGCGGCCGCGAUGGCCUGCCUCACGAAGCCGGGCCAGGAGAAGGCGGAGGAGGUGUGCGCGCAGCCGGGCAGGCCCCUCUUAUCUCCCCUAGCUACAGCUUCCCGGUGCGCAGCCACCGGUAGCAAAACACCUCGCGGCCGGUCCUGCUGCUCCUCCGCCCUGUUGCCGGUGCCCGCGGCCGAAGGGGGACGAGCUUGAAGCAGCAGCGCGCCCCGGCGGCGGGAAGGCGUUGGCGAGCUGGGCUGCGACGGGGAAGCCUCGCUCCGGGCGCCCGCCUGCUCCCUCGCAUGGGAACACGGCGUCCGGUCUGGCUCCCCCUCUGUACAGGCGAGAAAGCAAUGUGCCGGAACGAACGCAGGGGAGGCGCCCCGAGAUGGUCGGGUGCUUCCGCACAUGGUGUACAAGAGGCCGAAGCGUUUGUCAGCUUGAAAAAAGAGAAAGCUAAGGGGGAAUGCGAUGGGUUUAGUUACCUGGCGAAGGUUUUAGAAAAAAUAGAGCCAAACGCCACUCGGAACACAAGAAAAAGAAGCCCUACAUUGUAGCUUCCGUUUUUUCUAUCGCAGAUUAUUUCACUUCAGUCCCAUUUCUACUUUUCUAAAGUCAAGUACCAAGCAAACCCCAUUUUCAGUUAGAAAAAAAGAAAAUUAAAGUGGAAACUGGAAUUAUUUUAACUUUUAAUAAGAAGAUACAAAGUUCUGAUCCCCAGGUCAAAUGGUAGGAGACAAUUUCCUUGCUCACAUCCCACUGUUUUCUUUCAGACUCUCCAGUAUAGAAGAUCUUACUCAGACCUUCUUCCAGCUGCCUGUUUUUCUCUGGUUUUUGUUCUCCUUUUCUAAACUGUUUCUCUAACACUGCACCACUAUCCAAAACAGUAAGGAAGAAAACCCUCUGUCCACAUAGUUAUAAUUCUUCAGUAGAGUCACAGAUCUGUUUGUAUCGAAUACAUGGCAGGGGGGAUUAUAGUUUAAGCUUUAGUUAUUUCCUAUCCUUAAUGCAAAUCAAAGUUUUAAACAUGGUUUAAUUGACCUGCGCACUGCAAACGAGGGAUCUUUCCCCUAUUUCUGUCUUCUCAAAUUUGAAGAGAAGAACACAGCAAGAAUAUUUUUUCCCCUCACAGUUAUUGUUUCUUGAUUUCUUUUGUCACAGAUUGAGAAACAGAAGCAGGAGCCAGUUGAUUUGAAACAGCAAGCACAAAAAGAUAAGAAGAUGGUGCAGUCCUCCAGGAACAGACUGCUCCAGCGUGGGUCCCCCAUUGGGGCACAAAUCCUGCAGCAAACUUGCUCCAGCACGGGCUCCUCUCUCCACGGGGCCACAGCUCCUCACAGGAGCUCGUUCCAGCGCGGGCUUCCCAUGGGGUCACAGCCUCCUUUGGGCAUCCUCCUGCUCUGGCAGGUGGAUAUCUGCCUGCCGUGGACCACCGUGGGCUGCAGGGGCACAGCCUGCCUCACCAUGAUCUUCCCCACAGGCUGCAGGGGAAUCUCUGCUCUAGCGCCUGGAGCACCUCCUCCCCUCCUUCCGCACUGAUCUUGAUGUCCGCAGAGUUGGUUGUCUCACAUACUCUCACUCAGCUGUUCUGGCUGCUGUGCAACAGCAGUUUCCCCCUCUUCUUAAACACGUUAUCCCAGAGGCACUACCACCAUCGCUGAUGGGCUCAGCUUCAGCCAGUGGUGGGGCCAUCUUAGAGUCGGCUUUGGCUCUGUCAAGACACUGGGGAAGCUUCUGGUAGCUUUUCACAGAAGCCUCUCUUGUAACGCCUCCCCACUACCAAAACCUUGCCAUGCAAACCCAAUAAAAUUAUAUUGUGGAUGUUGCUUUAAACUUAAUUUCUAGGCUUGUUAUUUCACUGGAGUGUAGCUUCUGCUGAGUUUGCAGCAUUUCUUCUAAUGAUGGAUUCUUUGUAGUUUUUUAAAACACAGCAUAGAAUUUCAGACAUUCAGUUCUGUAUGCUCUGUGUUUUAUGUUACAAUAUGAUGAUGAUUGGUUUAUCUCAAUUUCUGAUUUGCAGGCAGACUAUUAUGCACAACAAAUAAAACAACUGGAAGAGAAAUGUCAGAAAAAAGUUAGAGAAAUUGGCCAAAUUAAAUUAGAACUGAAAUUAAUAAGGGAGUUCUACAGGGAACAAGCAGCUAUGGAGAAAGAGCUGGAAGAUAAAAGACGAGAAGAAAAAGUUGAGAAAAAGCAAACAAUGAUGGCAGAGACUGCCCAGCAUGAGACUUACUCGCAGCUGACCAGCACUGAGAGAGAGGUGUUGAAGGAGGAUGUUUGUCUUCACAGUGCAUUUGCUUACCAGCUGAAAGGGACAGUAGAAUUGGAGAAAAUCAAACAGAAGUUAGAAGAGGACAAAAGUCUUCUGUUGCAGGAGAAGGAAACCACUGAGGGUUUGAUUCAAAAAACGAUCCUACAGAUCAGUCGCCAGAAAGCACAGAUUGGAGAUCUGCAGCGUAAAGUAGAAAAGCUGGAGAUGGACUUGUAUCGCAUGGCUACAGAAUCUGAGAAAAAGACUCAGAAAAUACAGCAUCAGGCGCUGAUACAAAACCAGGCAAGCAUGGUGGAGAUCAAGAAGCUGCAGCAACUACUAGAAAUGAAGGAUCGGGAGAUGAACCGAGUGAAGAAACUAGCCCGGAAUAUCUUAAAUGAGAGGACUGAGGUGGAAAGGUUCUUCCUAGAUGCUCUGGAACAUGUGAAGCAGGAGAUCAUAUCCAGUAGAAAGCAGUAUAAGAAAAAGGCCCAAACUGCCUAUUACAGAAAAAUGAUGGAGGCAUGUGCAGGGAAGGAAGAAUUUCCCAAAAUCAAAACAUUCAAAAGCAACAUAAAUAGCACAAAUUGUGUGUACAGAGACCUAGAGGAAGCAAAGAAAUGCUACUGGGAAAAAAUGCAGUUUGAAAAAGUGGAUAUCAGUGAGUUGACGUGGGAACAAAAAGAACGUGUUCUGCGAUUGCUUUUUGCCAAAAUGAAUGGCACGAAUCCAUGGCAAUAUUCUGUUUCUUGAGCAAUACACCAGAGUUUUGACUAUUUCAGCUCCAGCUGCUGCUGAUACUGAAGAAGAAAGCAAAACUGGCAGGCUGAAUUAUCAGAUUCUUCAUCAUCAUCUUCUGCAGUAAUCCUUCUGCAUACUCAGAUGUUGACACCACCGAGUAAGGCAGCUGCACACUUUGCAUGAAGAACAGCCACAGCAAUUACCGACUCAUCUACACUUUUCAUUUGGGAAGUCAUCUUGUGAUAAAGCUGUAAAUUCUAAAUCCUCUGUCUGCUGCACCACUACUUUGACUAUAUGUUUGAAAUCCACCUGAAAUACAGUUAUUUUCCUCCUUCUUAAAGAUUUUAAUUCUUUCCAAGCCAGGAGCUCAGAUGACCCUGUACAAAGCACUAGGAUUUGGACUAGUGGUUAGAACUUUCUAUAUGAGUUGCUAUAAUUUGAUGAAGAUCUAGUUUCAGUUUGCAAUAAAAAGUCAUUUACAUGAAGCUUAAGAGUUUUUGUGAUCAAAUGAUGUGUAUGUGGAAACAGAAACAAAGCAUUCCUUGAAAUGCUCUAUGAGGAAAUUGGUCUGGAGGUUCUUGAAAUACUGUAAAAAGAAAAUGGAUACGUGGGUUACAGGAGUCACAGAC